This is a messenger RNA of Dentiscutata erythropus, 235 nucleotides long. The record is from the annotation of a GenBank genome assembly. Lineage: Eukaryota; Fungi; Glomeromycota; Glomeromycetes; Diversisporales; Gigasporaceae.
GUAUAAAAUUGCUAGGCGCAUUAUGGGAAAGUGCACAAGGUGCCCAGGAACUAAGUGCCAACUAGUGCUUGGACAUAUUUACAAAAAUCAAGCCUUAAAGAUUAUAGGUGAUCAGAUAGCUUUGUCAAGUAUUCAAAAACUUCCACAUCUUCAAACAUUCUUUACAGGAGCUUGGACAAGCUAUGAAUUUCAUGAAUAUAGAUUUAUGAUUUAUAUCAGGUUACGGAACAAUUAG